Austrofundulus limnaeus is the source of this 1741-nucleotide messenger RNA. It is a transcript of the gene gdf9, whose product is annotated as growth differentiation factor 9. Gene Ontology annotation, molecular function: growth factor activity; cytokine activity. Gene Ontology annotation, cellular component: extracellular region. The record is from RefSeq and is a predicted model, not a curated record. Lineage: Eukaryota; Metazoa; Chordata; Actinopteri; Cyprinodontiformes; Rivulidae.
CCUCCUCCUCCUCCUCACCUGCAGCUCCCCGCCGCUCGCCGCCUCCGACGCACUGCCCGGCCUGGAGGACUUCAGCUACCCGUACCGCAGCAUCCUGUCCCCGCUGCUCAGAGCCCUGUCCGAGCACGGAGGGUCCAGGUGGGACUCAGGCCUGAMGGGGGGCAUGCAACCUGAGCACAGGUACGUGAAGUAUCUGACGCGAGUUUACAAGAAAACCUCCCGAGUGCGGAGGAGCACCGAUGGAGGUGAAGUCCACAACACCAUCAGACUGAUCAGAGCCCAGGAUGAGUGUCUGAGCCAGAGCAACAAGGGACCGUUUCUGCAGGAGUUGUCCUUCAGUCUGGAUCAAGUGAGGAGAAAAGAGCAGCUCCUGAAGUCAGCCCUGCUGUACAGUUUGGACCGUGACUUCCCGGCGCCUGUCCACUCCGCCUGUUACCUGAGCAUCAGGAGGCGCGACCAGUCCAACCYGUGCCAGGCGUGUGCCGCGGUCCACCACACUCUGAACUUCACCCGCAGCAGGAAGGGCAGCGGGAGCUGGGCGGAGGUCGACGUCACCCCGCUCUUUCAGCACUUGAACAAACAGCAGAAGAGCGUCCACCUGCUCCUCAGCGCCUCCUGCACAGAGCAACAGGGAGUAGGAAGCAACGGCUCCACGGAGCUGCUGAAGCUCCCCCUGAGGUCGCCUCCUCUCCUCCUCUACCUGAACGACACGAGCAAUGUCGCCCACCAGAGGUUGCCGCUCGACGCCGGCCUGGGCCGAAGGCCGCCUCGCACGUUUCAGAAGCAGAGGCGUGGGCUGAAGAAGCGAUGGAGGAGGGAGUCUCCAAAAAGCAAGCCAGGUGACAAAAGCCUGGACGCGCAGCUGCCCGAGCUCCUCACGAGCUCCGAGUUCCCAACAACGGACUGCGCCCUGUACGACUUCAGGGUGCGCUUCAGUCAGCUCAAACUGGAUCACUGGAUUGUCUUCCCCCCGAAGUACAACCCCAGGUACUGCAGAGGCAUCUGCCCCAGGACCAUAGGCUUCAUCUACGGCUCCCCCGUCCACACCAUGGUGCAGAACAUCAUCUACGAGAAGCUGGACUCCUCUGUGCCCAGACCCUCAUGCGUCCCCUCCCACUACAGCCCCCUCAGCAUCAUGACCUUCGAGGAAGACGGCUCCUACGUCUACAGAGAGUUUAAGGACAUGGUCGCCACAAGGUGCACGUGUCGCUAAGCAGUCAACAAAACUCUGACCAGGCUUAGUGAUGGCAUGAAUUUACCAAAGUGUUGCACAAAAAAUCUGAUCAAGAGCAGGUGUGUUUACUGAAACAAAGUGUUUUAUUACCAUGGUUUUUUUUCUUUUUGUUAAACAAUAGUUGCAAAACUGUUUAUUUCUUGUUCCUUGAGUUAACACAUUUGUCGUUUUUUAUGUGCAGCGCCUUUUUUCUGGACAAGAAGCUAACAGAAAAACAGUCACAAUGUCUUUAUAAAACCUUUUACUUUUUUAUUUUAUUUGUAACAUGCAGCUCUAUUUCUAACCUCCAUCAUGAAAUGUAAGGUUUUCACGUCUAUUUAUUACUUCAUGUCAGUAAGUGACUGCCUGCUUGUGAGUGUAUGUGAGCCAUGUGCUUGUGUUUGUACCAGUUUAAUGUGACCAAAUGUCUAUUUAUGCAAGUGGGAUGAAUUCACUGUGUUUCUGUGCUCAGAUUGUGAAUAUUCAAAAAGAUGACCUGUGAAAAGUGGGCAAAGAUUAAAAAAAAUA